Messenger RNA from Dinoponera quadriceps, 3337 nucleotides. RefSeq names its product protein cramped (gene crm). Lineage: Eukaryota; Metazoa; Arthropoda; Insecta; Hymenoptera; Formicidae. Gene Ontology annotation, biological process: pattern specification process. Bases 426 to 2615 code for a protein of 729 amino acids. The transcript is spliced from 11 exons. The record is from RefSeq and is a predicted model, not a curated record. Gene Ontology annotation, cellular component: nucleus. Gene Ontology annotation, molecular function: chromatin binding.
UCCUUAGAUGGAGAAUAGGUAAAACGUUAGCUUUAUUUCGCUGCAUGAAAUUCCAGCUUAAAGCUUGUCAAAUUAUAAAAAACACAUAUAGGGAUUUAUCGAAUUUGAAAUUACCGAGAAGAUUAAACAAUUAAUCAUUUAACAAAGAAAGAAAGAAGAUCGCCGCUUGUCACACUGAGGUCCAGAAAGUAACCUCAGUUGGAAAUCAAGAAUCAGGAGUAUUAAAUUAAAAAAACGGGGAAGGAACCAAGUACUAAUUAUUGUUCUACUUUUUCUCAUUUUUAUUAUAUUCCCUUUCUGUCGCUCGGUGCAUUAAUUGCUACGAGUAAUUUAUGCUUGAAAGUGACGCUGCAGUUGAAUAGUAUUCAAAUUUUAUGGGAGAAAACGUUUUAUCUGUAAUAUCUUUUAUAUAACAAAAACAUCGAAUGAUGGAAGACUCUGUAAAAUCAGAGGAUGUCGAGCCAAAUAACGUAGUUCCUGGUAGUUCUCAAGUGGGCCAAACGUUUUUCGACACAAGACCUUUAGUAGACAAUAAGAAUACACAGGUUCGCGUCGUCCGAGGUACUAAAAAGCUGAAACUUGACAAUAGUGAUCCUCCCAAUAGUGAAAAAAAGGAUGUGAAAGAUGAGGAAGCAACAGAAGCUAAAGUCAGGCCUCUUAAACGUUCCUGCGAAUUAUGGUCUAUGGAGGAUAAAAAUACCUUUUUCAAGGCACUCAAUGAAUAUGGAAAAGAUUUUGAUGCUCUGCAAAGCUAUUUCUUAAGUCAAGGCAAAAAGAGGGGUCUGUCUGACGCUGUUAUAAAAAAUAAGGAGCAAAUCCGACAUUUUUAUUACAGAACUUGGCUGAAAAUAUCAAAGCAUCUCAAGUUUUCAGAAGAUGUCAAGAAAACUGCUCAGGAAUUGUACGGGUUGAUAAAUUAUGGGGAACUUAGAAGGAAACUGCCUCGUAUUCAUGAAAAGGUCCACUUGAGGUUGAAUGAACUGGUAUAUUGGGGAUCUACUCAGGUCAGGCUCAGAGGAAAAACUAUGAGGAUCAAAACACCUAUAUGCAGAGCGCUUAGAAAGUUAAAUCAGUUAGAAGAUUGGCAAGAAGAGAUUAAAUUACCAUCCAGAAUAACAAUAGAACUGAGGCCACGUAAUAACAUGGCUUGGUGGCAAGUACAAGCGGCAUCCAUGAAUCCCCGAGUGCGAACUCUUCUACCGAUACAAAGACGCCUCUCGAGUUUGUUGGUAUUUUUGCAACAACGAUGGCGGCUCACGAAAUAUGCCACAUGUACCACUGUAGAAAAUCUCAUCGCCAAUGAUGUAAAAGAUACUCGUUUAUUACGAGUUGCUCCAUCAGAAGGAUGUAAGAUUGCUUUACCGAUGGUCAAUCUUGGAGAAUAUCUCACUAGCAACAGUCUAAGCUUGAAUUCAUACGAGAAACGUCUCGGCUUGAAGAGCUCGAGAAUAGAUUUAUUGGGGUCCGUCCAACAUUUGAAAGGGAUAGGGAAGAAAGGGAUCAAACGAUAUAAAUUGGAUAAGAAGAUCUUGAGCCGCACCGAUGAGAAUUGCGCGCUGCCAGAUACCAGUAGCGACAUGGACCUCUUGGAGACGGGGAGUAGUGUGUCCGAGAAACAAGCGAUUAUAAAUAACACGGAGAAACCGUCGCCUGAACAGCACUCAGAGAGCAGAUUCCCGGGUAGAGAGACUGUUGAUAGAAUUCGAAAGGGCUGGAAUGUCGAGGAAGCGAACACGAUUACCAUGGGCGAUCUCUUCUUAAUGUUUGGCCGCGAAUCGAAAAUCACGCUGGAAUAUUGGUGGGAUUGGCUACCAAGUGAGCAACGUACAAGCGAUUCAGCGUCAUCGAGCAUCAUGCGUGACGAUAGUUUAUGUUUAGCAUUGCAAAAAUUAUUGUCACUGGCGAAACACAAUUACGGCACAAACAAGGUGUACGAUAAUACAUCGGGAAGCAACGAGACGGUAAUCUCGUCACGCGUCCCGUCCAUUAAAGAAUCUGUUAAGGAAUCUACAUUCAGGAGACCUCUCAUACCACAAGCGUAUCAUAAAAGUGGCACAGCUGACGCGUUUAAGACGCAACUUGACAAAUUCAAAACGCGCUUUUGUAAACGAGGUAGAACCGUGAGACAGAAGAGUCUCGUGAUACAGAGGGUACUGCCCAUCGUAUCCUCCUCACCGAAUAUGUCAUCGGAAAGUUUGACGAGCGACCAUACGAGUAAAAUCGACGAUUCUUCGUUGUGUCAGACCGAUAAAAUGGUAGCGGUGAAUGCGGUGACCCAGGACAAGAAUUUUCUCGAUGCCCUGGAGACAAGCGGAGAUGCGAAGAAUUCCAAUUCUAUUAUCACCAGUGCUACUCAAAUCCUCAAAGAAGGCGAACACCAGUGGCUGAACAGCGAGGUUGCGGAUUUUUCAUUGAGCAGCUUCUUGGGACAACUUGAAUCGCCCAUAAAAAGUUCACAGAGAAGCCAAGCGGGCGAACAAAUCAUGGAAGACGCUCGUCCUUCAUCCGAUGUUGUAUCGCACAUGCAAUGCCUUAUGGGAGAAAACAGCGUGGACUACAUGGCAAAAUUUGCAAACCUGGCUUCACAGAUAGCGUCUGACGAGAAUAAGAAAUAGAGCGAUAAUGAGCUACCUAACGAGCCGCUAAUGAGUGGAACAUCCCAGCGCGGAUGCCUGCGUUCUCGGAAACGAAGCCCACAGUCUUUUCCCUGGAGAGUUGCGAAAUGCACAUCGAAAUGAUUCAUAGUGCUUACGUGCGCGUGACCACCGACGUGUAUACGUUUAUCUAGAAUCCGCGUUGGCUGCACAGGUGCAAUUAUCCGUACAGACGUAAGCGAUACGUUCUUUCUUGAGUAAUUUUCCUUUGAACCGAUCGAUUAUUCGGCCAAGUUGAAUAUUUGCAAUUGGUUGUACGUAAUCACACUACAACUGGAUUUGCUUAGGAAUUUCCUCUAUCUCGUUGGAUGCACGAUAGUUGCAGCGCUCUACUGUAUAAAAGGGAACUACUAUGGAAUAAUUUAUCGAUCAUGUUUUUGUAUCGCACAAUGCAACAGUUGUAAUGUUUCGUACGAUAAUUGUUGCAUUCUGAUGUAUAGUCGGAGAAAACAGGCAUAAUAUAACGCGAUGUCUUGUUGUUACGUGCUUUUGCGAAGAAAUUUAUUGUAAAGCGUGCGUUUGUGCACGAAAAUCAUAUAAAAUGAUAAUGCGUAGAACAAACAAUAUAUAACGGCGUAAGGAAGAUCACGGCUGUACCGACGUGUACGACAUACAUCCACGAGAUACAUCAUGCUGUACUAUAAAUAAACUCUGGCAUAGGCGCCCCUACUAUGAAAUAUAAA